AUGUUUAAGCUCGGAGUGAAGAUCUCAGGUUUGCCUCAGCAUUUUGAUCCAGCUAUUGGAGUCAGUCCUGCAGAGAAACUGAGCCCAGAGCACCUGCAGUUGCUGAGAAAUGCAUUUACCUGUUCAAAAGCUGGACUAAAGACACAGAAGAGUGGAAGAAACCGAGGAAGAAAUGAAGAACAUGGAAUGGGGUUCAAAGAGUUUCGCGAGGUUCUACAGUCUGUAAUUGGUCCAGAUGUUGAGGGUGCUUGGGUUGAGAGGUUCUUCAGUGAGGUAGAUAUCUGCUGUACAGGACAGAUAAAGUGGCAGCAGCUGUGUUCAUACCUGCUUCUUGAAUACACAGAGAGAGAGAGCGCUUCCAUCCCUAGAGCUGCUCUCCUGGACUCAAAGCUACAAAUCAGACACUGCUCUCACAACAAGGUAGGAAUCCACUGUAUAACACACACACACUCUCACUCUUUUUACAAUAAUCCUCAGCUUGCCGGAGACCCAACAGAGGAAGUAGCCAACACAAGGCGGUUCAGAGGCUGGACCACUGAUGCUGUCUACAUGGGCAAUGUCCACAAGGUUGCCAUAUCAACUGACUGCAGGGACCUGCAUUUUGUAAAUGUCUCCACAGCAAGUGUAUUUGAAGAUGUCCACCUGUUUGGGUUUCGGAGCGUGCCGACUGCACUUUGUUACUGGCAUGAUAUUCAGUUUCCAGAGCGACCACCUCUACUGCUACUGGGGGAUGAAAAAGGAGGAAUCCACCUGAUCUGGUUCCUGAACUCAUCUAAAGGGCUUUUUAAGAAUCCCACCAAGAAGCUGAACGGCCCACACAGGAUCUUCUUCCCGGACCUUGGUGAACACUCCAGCAUGGUGUCCUCCCGUUACAUCCCCAACAUCCACCAGGAACCAGUCAACAGACUGAUGUUUGAGCCAAGUACCAACGUCAUCAUGUCAUCAUCAGAGAGUGACAACACCUCUGUGGUCUUUAUGAGCGUGUCACUGAAGCAGGAGCCUUACAUCUGGAAAUUUAAGCAGGGGGCCAAAUGUUUUGACUACAACGCAUCUCUGCAAUUGAUGGUCACAGGUGGUUGUGACCGAGUGGUCAGACUGUGGACCCGCUUCGUGACCACGAGUCCUGUCGCUACGCUGGUGGGUCACCGCACCGCUGUGUUGGAUAUUGCAAUUUAUCAAGCCGUUGGGCAGAUCUUCAGCUACUCCAGAGAUGCUGAGCUGAGGGUUUGGGACAUUUCUACCCAUCACUGUCUGAAAACUGUCGGCCUGCCGUUCCCCUGCCUGCAGCCAGGCCGAAUCCCAGAGCACGGCAACUUCCCUUUCCUGCUGCUCAGCCCUCCUCUUCCUGAACAGACUCAGCCUCAUUUAGUAGUGGGAUGUAAGGAUUAUCUGGCACUGCUUGAUCUAGCUGAAAGAGAGAGGGGAGGGGGAGGAUGGUUGACAGAUGAAGCAAGGGAACUCAAUGGUCCAGCACUGUCCUGUGCACUAUACAACCCCACCCUGAAACAGGUGGUGACUGGACAUGCAGACUCAUCAGUGUCUCUGUGGGAUGUUGGGACAGGGAAGAAACGGCUUCAAAUCUGCAACGUUCAUGGAGAAGAUGAACUCACCUGCAUGGCACUGGACUCUUCCCACAGAAGACUUAUCACUGGGGCCUGCAACGGCACUAUUAAGGUGUGGAGCUUACUUAACGGCCUUAACCUGCACAAACUGGAGCCUGUCACCAAUUCUGAAGUCACAGCGGUGACUUGUCUUCAUAGCAACCAGCUGCUGGCUGUGGGGUGGAGCCGACAAAUCGCUCAGUACAACAUUACUGGUGCCAAGGAUUUGUAUGUGAGAGCAGAUAUGUCAUGGAAGUCCAACGGCGUCCACAAAUCUGACAUCCUGGCUGUGGGUCAGUGUUCUUCCUUGGGGGUCAUUGCCACAGCAAGCCAUGACGGAGAGGUCAUUAUCUGGAGGCUGGAGACACAAGGACCACUGCUCCACCUACACAGAGAGACACAGGCAGGAGCGGCGCUCCCUGUGGACAGCCUCUUGUUCCUGCAGCAUCGUGCUGGAAACAGGACGUAUAGAAACAGAGGUGUCCUGGUGUCAUCACAGGCCGGCUGUCUCUGCUUUUGGAGCAUCACUGGACAGGCACACAUUCAUGGCCAGUUCUAUGCUCCAGAGCAGCCGGGCGAGCGUGUGCUGAGUCUGAACUCAGAUCAGCUUAAAAACACCAUCCUGGUCUCAGGAGACACAACAGGCCAGCUUCAGAUUUGGGACAUCUCUCACUAUGCUUUGGACAUCCAACAUGAGCCGGUUUGUGAAUGUCCUCCUUUGCUGCACUGUUGGAAGGCUCAUAAGAGGGCGUUGGUAAGUGUAGAAGUCCUCGAGGUGGCAGACAGACUGUUUGUCCUCACAGGUUCAGCUGAUGGCUCUGCUGGACUUUGGACAAAUGACGGAGAUCAUGUGGGUUCUUUUGGGCAGCAAGCGAUAUGGAAUAUCUCUGACCCAGCUACAUACCUGAGAGAGACACAGAGUAACCGCAGAGAGGACACUGUAGAGAGGGCUGAAAGUGAUGAAGUGGGAUCCAAUAAGGUCAAAAGUAAAGCACCUGACCUCGCCAGCUGCGGCAAGAUUUUACAGGAGGAAUGCUGUUCUCAAGCUUCGUCUGCCAGCACAGUAGAGAGUGACCUCCACCAGCCUCAGCAACCCAUGGUAACCUGCAAACACACAAUAACACAUACACAAACAUCUUUGUCGUUCUCAUCUCAUUUGUCGUCUUUCUUUCCUUCCAUUCAUGCACAUCCAUCUAACCAUUAUCUGUGCAUCAGUACCUGUGCGAGGACUUUUGUCAGAUAGUAGCUCCGUGUUGUCAGAGGAGAUGUCUGUUUGAUGACAUUGACCACGGCGAUCACUGUUGAGGAUUAAGGCUCAGGUUCUGCAGAAGAUUCCCCCACUGAGGAUUUUACCCACAAUCUCUUGAGUGUAUCGCUGUUUGACUGGCAGCACAGAGCUCAGCUCACAGCAUCUGGAAGGAAAAGUGAGCCAACUGUCCAGUCAGAUAUCGACAAAGAUGCAGACAGGAACACUGUUUUUCCCCAUUUUCCUCUUAUUUUAUGAAGUUGUCUUGAAACUGUAAAUUGAAUGUGUCAGUUUGAGUAUGUCAAACGAAAACUGUGCUGGCGAGAUUUCUCCUUCAAUACAGCUUCUUUUUUGUAUUUCUCCCAGUCUUUCAUCUUGUCUUUUUUUUCUCAGUUCCUCACAAACUCUUCUCACAUGUCAUCACCUCUGUGCCAUCUCUAGCUGAUACCAUCCAUACCUUCUGUAAAAAUCAUUUUUAGCAAUGCCUUUUCCCCUUUGCCAUUUGUGAAACACUCAACAUGGAAAUCCCUUUGACUGCUUGCACUUCCUUUCCCUUGUUUUCAGCUUUUCACAUGUACGUUUUUUGUUUGUUUGUGUGAUUACAGCAGCUCACAUUGAACUGAUUGCUGUAGUUCUUUUAUCAUCAGGGUUUUGAAGUGAAGAGCGCAGUGUGAAAUUCCCUGAUAUUUGAGACUUCUGGGUCAUCCAAAAGACAGCUAGACAGACAGACAUCUGAGCCACUCUGCACUUAUCAUCGCAGCUCUGCUGAAUUGCACAAAUUGGUGACGCAAGACUCACUGCUCUGUUUUUGUUUGUUUUCUUUCUAUGUUCGAUUUUGUAACUUCGUUGCAUGCGCUUCUCCACUCAUCCCUAUAAAAAAGGGUUAUUUUAAGCACUGGUCUGGAUAUUUGAGUGGGGGAGUGCAGAGCCCUUUCUCUAGUUUGUCUCUCAGUACAAAUACAAACAGACACAGCUGGGACAAACAAGGGCAAGUCAUGUAGACUGUACUUUUGCCCCCUCGGGCAUCUGCAUUAUUGAUUUCUACCAUUUUACUUCAUGUCAUCAGAAAUAUCUUCUGUCUGCUGAUGGGCAUAGAUGUCCUGAAUUCAUUAAAUGAUUGAAUUUUCAACCAAAGUGAAUAUAUUUACCUCUUUUUGUGCUGCACGAUGAAAACACUAAUGGCAUAUUCAUACAUUUCUCACUCUGGUACACCUAUGGAACUCUAUUGGAGCAUUAGUUUUUUUUGCCUUAGAGGUUAGUUUUAAGUUAAAAUUUAUUUUUGUUUUUGUAGCUGUGUCCUUCUAAAAAACCUGUGUGUGUGUGUGUGUGUAUGUGUCUGUGUGUGCGCGUGUGUGUGCGAGGCAUAACAGAAGUGCUUCCACAGUCUGGCUAAAUGGCAGGUUAAAGCUUCCUUUCACUAAUUUCCAAUAUCAGCAAAGGUUUCUCAGCCUGUUUUCUCUUCAGAGACAGUAAAACACUCCAGAGAGCGACUCCCAGACAUUGACGUGCAAUUUUGUUCCACGCAUACACACCAACACGCACACCCAAACAGACGAACAGAUGUUCCAAAAUACCACAGUCACAACAGUGCAGAUGCAGGCUGGGAAAUGCCCUGCGAGAUCUCCAUUGCCUCAGUAUAAAGCCGCUUAGGGCUUUCAGAGCAGACGCAGGCAACAAGCAGCGAUCGUAAUUUAUUCACUGCAUGUUUUCACAGGGGGAAAAAAUCAGAGAGGGAGAGGGAGUAAAAGAAAAGGUGGUCUGUAAACGAGGGGAGGUGUUAUUUUCCCUGCGUGUUUCCUCAUUUUAAGUUGUGCAAGAACUUUUUUUUUUCUUGUGCUGCCUUUUUCUUAACUUCUUCUGUCUCUCUGUAGAUCGGCGUGACAGGGAGAAAGCGAGGGAUUCAUGUGUGGGAAUAGCAGCAGCAGGAAGGAAAGUGCAGCAGGGAAUUUUGCCUGCAGCGAAACAGAAGAGAAGAGAGAAAGAGAGGAAGAGGGAGAUGGUUAGAGAAGAUGACAGGGGAGCGAAAAGGAUGAAGGUUUGAAGGAAUGGGAUGGGAGGAGUGAAAGUGGACUUUAGUUAAUGAGGAGGAGCAGGGAGGAGACGAAAGAAGAUAACAGAGGUAAGGGAAGCUCCCUUCCACGCCUUCCUUUGGAGGAAACACAGAUGAAGCAAGUCACAAACCUGCAUAGAUUUCACACCUGAAAAUCUAAACAGUCACACCAUCGUGGAGGAAGGGAACCAGUUUCAAAACGUACACAUGAAUGAAAACUGGACUUGGACCUGCACUGGCAGAAUAUACACACACACACACACACACACACACACACACACACACACACACACACACACACACACACACAUGUAUUGCAUCAGAGUGAAUAAGCCAGCUGGACGUAGUUUCAUUCAGAUCUGCUGUGAUAAGAAGCGCACUGUCUCCACCCCUUCCUGCUUCCAAGGACUUUUGCUUUAAAACCAGUCAGAGUGUGUGUGUGUGUGUGUGUGUGUGUGUGUGUGUGUGUGUGUGUGUGUGUGUGUGUGUGUGUGUGUGUGUGUGUGUGUGUGUGUGUGUGUGUGUGUGUGUGAGAGAGAGAAAGAGAGAGAGAGAGUGUGUGUGUGUAUUCUGCACCAUCAUUGCAUUCACUCUCUCAUUCUGCUAACUUGUCAUUUGUUGUUUGUGUACAUACCUGCACAUACACACCCACAAUGCAUGCUCUCUCUCUCUCUCUUUCUCUCUCACACACACACACACACACACACACACACACACACACACACACACACACACACACACACUCCCUCGCUCUCUCGGAGCAGCAGGUCUCUGGAAGCAGCCAAAACUGUCAGUGACUGUUGCUAACACAUGCUCGCUCUCAGCUCAGCUCUCUCUUCAGUUGCUGCCAAGGAAGGAGGAGGAGGAGGAGUAGAAGAAGAAGAAGUGAGGUUGGAAGGAGCAGACUGAAACACACAGAUAGAAAGAGGAAGAGAGAAAGAGAGAGAGAGAGAGAGAGAGAGAGAGAGAGAGAGAGAGAGAGAGAGAGAGAGAGAGAGAGAGAGAGAGAGAGAGA
This is a messenger RNA of Scomber scombrus (Atlantic mackerel), 5912 nucleotides long. RefSeq names its product WD repeat-containing protein 49. Gene Ontology annotation, molecular function: protein binding. NCBI's taxonomy places the organism in Eukaryota, Metazoa, Chordata, Actinopteri, Scombriformes, Scombridae. The coding region runs from base 1 to 2844 and encodes 947 amino acids. The transcript is spliced from 17 exons. The record is from RefSeq and is a predicted model, not a curated record.